UUCAAAAAUGAUUUAAUUGAAUUCACUUUAAAUACAUUUACAUUACAAGGUAAUUUUUAUAAUUUCUGUUUCAACACUUAACUGUACUAGCGGCAAAUAAUGAAAGUAAUUGUAUCUACUGAGAUAAGUAAGAGGAUACAACAGCGCUUUGGCUUUUAAUCGGUCCGAACUCAGUUUGUAAUCAAUUCCCAAACUUUAUUUCCUCAACUAUUCGACUGAACCGGUGUCCUUUUGAAUGCUAAGCAAAAAUCCAAACCUCUAGGUCAUGCUGUCUAAGCCGCUCGUCGUGGCGGGUGAAAAAAAACUAGGGUUGCAUUCCCACCAGUUACUAAUGUUAGUAGACGAGCAGUGCCUUUCGACUAGCGCGGAAAGCCCUCUUCAACCUCCUUUUAGGAACCGUAGAAAUGGAUGGGCGGUGUUUGGAGUGAAAAAGAUGAGACGGACGGAAUGAAGACAGAUGAGACUGAAAGAUUAUCUGUGGAACGUUACUGUCUCAGCAUUGGCCCAAGUGAUCCAAGGACACCACAGAAAAACCUUUUUUACGCAUUUUUGUAUGUAUAACAAAACUAUCCUACAUUUUGAAGUUUAAAAUUCCUUAUAUUCCUGAUACAAACAAAAAACACUGCUCAAUAAUCUGCCAGUAUCUCCUAAAUCAAGUACUGUCGAUGUGUUCUAUAAUUUAAGUAUGUUUUUCAGAUGUAUAAAAUGAUUUAAUUGAAUUCACUUUCAAUACAUUUACAUUAAAAGGUAAUUUCUUUUUCAACACUUAAUAGUAUUACCGGCAAAUAAUGGGAGUAAUUGUAUCCACCGACAUAUGUAAGUCAAAGGAUAUAACAACGCUUUGGCUUUUAAUCGAUCUGAACUCAGUUUCUAAUUAAUUCCCGAACUUUAUUUUCUCGACUAUUCGAUCGAACCUGUAUCCUUUUGAAUGCUAAGCACCAGUCCAAAUCUUUGUGCCAUGCUAUCCAAGCCGCUCGCCGUGGCGGGUAUGAAAAACUUUUGGGUGUUGGAUUCCAACCGGUUACUAUUUCUGGUGGACGUGUAGUGCCUUGGGACUAGGGCGGAAGGCCCUCUUGAACCUCCUUUUAGGAAUCGUGGGAAUGGAUGGGUGGUGAUUGGAAUGAGAAAGAUGAGACAAACGAAAUGAAGACAGAGGAUAGUGAAAGAUUAUCUGUAGAACAUUACUGUUCAGGCAUUGGUCCAAGUGACCCAAGAAAACCACAGAAAAUCUUGAUCCAGGGUAAAUGGAAUCGCAAUCGAACCGGUGUUAAACAAAAGUCCAAACCUCUAGAGCUAGACCAUGCUAUCCAAGCCGCUGUCGUGGCGGGGUAAAGCAACCUUUGGGUGUUGUAUUCUGAGCAGCUACUAAUGCUGGUAGACGAGCAGUGCCUCCGGACUACAUCGGAAUUUAGAGCGGAAUACCCUCUUCAUCGUCCUCAUAGUGAAAAUGGGUGGGUGGUGGUUGGGGUGAGAAAUAUGAAACGGAGAAAUGGAAACAGAAGAGAGUGAAAGAUUAUCUGUGGAAUGUUACUGCCCCAGCAUUUGCUUAACUGAUCCAAGGAAACCACAGAAAAACGAAUUAGUGUCUUCCCAAAUGCUAAGUAAUGGUCUAAACAUUUAGGUCAUGCCGCACUUUUUUCAGAACUUAUACUUUUAUCUCAACCUACUUAGACGGGUGGGAAGGUCUGCAGGCACUUAAUGAUCAGUGGUGUUGAGAACUCCCUCGACUAGGGUGGUUUUAAGUGUAUUAUUUUUAUGCCAAGUUAAAGCGCGAGUGUAAUAUUUGCACAUGUCUGUAACACGUUUUUGUAUGUAAACAAAAGUAUCCUACAUUUCGCAAAUUGAAAUUCCUUAUAUUCCUGAUACAAAGAACCCCCCUGUUCAACAAUUCAAUAUUCUAAAUAUGGUAUGUAAUUAAUGAUGUAAUUUCAAAAAUGAUUUAAUUAAAUUCACUUUCAAUACAUUUACAUUACAAGGUAAUUUUUGUAAUUUCUCUUUCAACACUUAACAGUACUACUGGCAAAUAAUGGGAGUAAUUGUAUCUACCGACAUAAGUAAAAGGAUACAACAACGCUUUGGCUUUUAAUCGGUCUGAACUCAGUUUCUAAUCAAUUCCCGUUCGCCAAAUAUACUCACUUCGGAAACUACAGUCGGUUUUAACAUAUCAUAUAUCAUAUUCUUAUUGCAAUAGUUUAUCAGCAACGAUGCUUUUAAGGUGGUUAACUUUAGUGUUUGUCGUGCAUAUCGUCUUGACCAGUGAUAAUUCUUACAUUCCUAUUACACAAAAUUUAAUACGAUAUUAUGUCGAACUUAUUACAAGGGAAAUGCAAAGAGCGCUUACAAGUGUUCUACCGACAAGUGCUCACUUCUAUGAACCGGAGAGUCCUGAGAUCAUAGAUGCAGGAGAAUACGACUUUAUUAUCGUUGGAGCAGGUUCAGCUGGUGCAGUGAUAGCAAACAGACUUACAGAAGUUGAAGAAUGGAGUGUUCUCCUAAUAGAAGCCGGCGACUUAGAAACUGAUUUUAGUGAUAUACCGUUUAUGCAUAUUUAUCUGCAAGGUUUAGAAAUGAAUUGGGGUUUUAAUACGACUCCUCAAACCACCGCUUGUCUAGGUAUGUGGAAUAGAAGCUGUCACUAUCCAAGAGGUAGAGUUUUGGGUGGUACUAGUUCCAUUAACGGCUUGGCAUACGUAAGAGGUAACCCAUUAGACUAUGACAAAUGGGCAGCCCUUGGAAAUACCGGUUGGUCCUACGAAGAAGUACUUCCUUACUUCAAAAAGUCUGAAAACGCUCGUAUCCAAGACGCUGACGAGGAAUACCAUGGUUAUGGAGGAUAUUGGUUUGUCGAAAACCAUCGUCCUAACAAUGCCCAUACUGCGGCUUAUAUUCAAGCAAACAUCGAAAGGGGGAGGCGAGUAGUAGAUUAUAAUGGUAGAGAACAACUGGGAGUUGCUGAAGCCCAAAUCAACAACCAGUAUGGAAGGCGUUGCAGUACAGCCAAAGCAUUUCUACGACCCAUUCAACAUAGAGAAAAUCUAGAGAUUUGGAUUAACAGCUACGUUACCCAAAUCCUUAUUGAUCGAAACAAGAAAGCUUAUGGGGUACGAUUAGCUAACCGAGGGCAAUACUUUGAAGCGAGAGCAAGAAGGGAGGUAAUAGUUUCUGCUGGAUCAAUACAAUCACCUCAACUGCUAAUGCUUUCCGGAGUUGGACCUGCUGAUCAUUUAAAGUCCGUUCAAAUCCCAGUUGUUAAAGAUCUGCCGGUGGGUCAAAAUUUAAAAGACCAUGCUACGUAUUUUGGUCUUUAUUUCACGUCUAAUUAUACAGAACCCGUAGACACCAUAGAAAACUAUUUAAGACAGUACUUCAACGAAUACGGACCUUAUACAAUUGCCCUUAAUUCUCAAGCACUUGGCUUUUAUCAGUCACACUUGGAAAGUACUCCUGGAUAUCCUGACAUCGAGUUCCUUGUAAUUCCCGCUAAUAGCAGUACUCCCAUGAUACAGAGGGCGCUUCACGUUACUGACGAAGUUUACGAUGCGGUUUGGGGUAGAGUCGAUCCCACCACAAUGAUGUGCAUAUACAUUAUUGUCCUUCACCCCAAGUCUGUGGGAACUAUUACGCUUAAAUCAAAUGACCCUUACGAAUAUCCUGAUAUCGAUCCUCGAUACCUUUCCGAUCCAUACGAUCACGAUAUUGAAACUAUGUACCAGGGCAUUUUGUUAGCUUUGGAUUUAAUAGAUACGAAUGCGUAUAGAGCACGUAAUAUGAGUUUACUUUAUGCUGCACCUCCAGAUUGCAGGGGAUUCCCCUUUUCGUCGAGAGCAUUCUGGUACUGCGCUAUGAGGCAGUUGACAUCUAAUUUAUACCAUCCAAUAAGCACUUGCAGAAUGUCUCCUGAUCCUGAAGAGGGAGUGGUCGACCCUAGGCUGAGAGUACACGGUAUUAAAAAUUUAAGGGUUGCCGAUUGCAGUAUUAUACCACAUCCUGUCUCUGGACAUACCAAUGCCCCGGCUGUUAUGAUCGGUGAGAAAGCGUCAGAUUUGAUUAAGGAAGAUAAUCUACCCAAUUAUAAAUCAUUGAUUAAUGAGAAAUUAUAUAAGAGACAUUUUUAUGACAUUUGAUGUAAGUAUUGCUAAAAGACAGGAUUAAUGUUACUGCAUUUUUAAAAAUUUUAUUAUUCUUUCCCUCUUCAUGAUUCUUUGUUCCUAAUAACUGCGUAAUAUAUUUUUUUUGUGCUAAAAAAUUUACUCAAAUGUGAAACACUAAUAACUAAUCAAUUAUUUUUAAAUUUGUUUACACCUUUUGCACUAUAUACCUUAAUAGAACACAUUUAACACUGAAAAUGUUCAUUUUGUAGUUAAUUUAAACUUGUGAUUAAUGUCUACAUAACUAUCACAAUUCAUAUAAAUUAUCAGGAUGUCACUUCCUUUUGUUUUAAAAGGCUCCUGGAUCUCAGGUAGAAAAUUUAUUUAAUUUGUUAAACAUGCGCUGAAUGGUGAAAAUUUAGAAAUUAACGCGUUUAUGAGUUUUAUUAAAGAAAGCUUCUUCCUGAUUUUGGAAAAUUGGAUGGUUGUUCUAGUUUUUAAUACGCCUGUUAUCCAAAUGGUCUUCAAUCAAUUGAUCUUCCUAGUUUUGAUAGUUUUGAGAACUCCUCAAUUUUAUGCUGAAAUUUGAGGUAUUUCUAAAAUACUGUUUUUGAGCACUUCCUACUUAACAAAUUCGUUUCACAUCACUCAAACUACUCGUACAGUACCGUUUUUUAUAUUGCUGUUAUGUAAUAAUUGUAAAGUAAUAGUAACAUUAGAUAGACGACCUACCAAAAAAUGUACUUGUAAAUACAACUAUUUCAUACCUGUUAAUUACGUUAUUAAGGCAAUCAAUAAAAAUGCCAGAUCUAGAAUGUAUAAUUACGACUUACACAAGGGAAAGUGAACUGAAUCGAAUUAACAUAAUAAUAAAACGUAGUUGUUGAGCCCGUGUUAAUGAAAACUAUUUAUCAAUUAAUGCCCAUAUAGUUUCCUGUUUAAAUAAACUGUUAAACAUUGUAAUAAAAAUUUACAAUAAAUAAAUCUGUACACCUAACUGUAAUUAAACAUAAAUAUGAACGCACUUUCACAACUUUUGCGUUGAGUUUAGGCACGGAAAAAUAUGAGAAUGCGACAUUACUAUUAUCAUUGGAGCAGGUUAUGAUCUAAGGUUAUGAUACAAUAAAACUAAAAACGUAGGAUUGCAAGCGAACGGAAAAUCGUCUUUCUCACGCUUGACGUCAUCUUGAGAGUUCUAGUCAAUUUCGAAUACAAUGCGUUAGAUGACUGGUCAUAUUAUUUUUCACUUGUGAGUCCGCAGAAACAAAAUAAAUAGUUGAUACAUAAAAAACCUGUCAAUAAAUACAUAAACAAAAUUUAAUUGUUUAUGCAAAUUUAAUGGAUUGUUUGUAUUUUAACUGGAGCACUUAAGUGUUUUCGACAAAACCAAACUGGGUAUUUUUGAAAUUAUUAAUGUAGCCAAACAAGUAUCUAUACUGAGUACAACGAUUACAAAAAUUGUUUUAAUGUUUCAUCCUUUAACAAUUCCGAUUACUAAUCGCAAAAAUGAAGAGAAAUACAAUGUGCCCAUUUUAGCGUAAUUACUCCUGGAGUUCUUUACAGAAACGCAUGAAGAUCCUUGAAUUAGUCGAGGUGAAUUUUACUUAUGACUAGCUCGAUCCUGAAACUUAAACCAUUCGAAUUAUUAUGAAUGGGCCAUCUAAACACAUGAGUUUACAGUACACUACUGAAAAGCGUGAAAGAUUUGAGAAAUCGAAUAUUUACCUGAUAUAAAACAUUAUUAUUACCCAAAAACUUCUAUCGUUUCGUAUGUUGUUAACAGACACGUUUAAACGAUAAAGUUUCAGAAUAAAAUUCUGUAAACGUUUUUUUGUUUCCACAGUGACAUUAAAUUGAUUUCCUAAUCGAUGUCAUGAAACUCAACAUGUAAUUAUUAACGUCUAAUCACCUACGCCACUGCAGCAAUUUUUAUUCCGUCAUUGGUAAAUUAGGGAGUUAGCUUGAUCA
This is a messenger RNA of Agrilus planipennis (emerald ash borer), 6056 nucleotides long. Its product is annotated as glucose dehydrogenase [FAD, quinone]-like. The transcript has 3 exons. The record is from RefSeq and is a predicted model, not a curated record. Lineage: Eukaryota; Metazoa; Arthropoda; Insecta; Coleoptera; Buprestidae. Bases 2205 to 4124 code for a protein of 639 amino acids. Gene Ontology annotation, molecular function: flavin adenine dinucleotide binding; oxidoreductase activity, acting on CH-OH group of donors.